AUGGAAUCCAUCGAACUCGGCGUGGAAGAUUUGGAGAGGCGGUAUGGUAUCAUCUUGCCCGAAGGGCCGCCUCAGGAGCAAGACCAAGAGCAACCUGGGGAGGAAGCAGAGGGCGGGAAGAGAAAGAGGUCGAAAGAGGAGAAGGAAAGGAGAAAGUCGCUGAAGGCUGAGAAGCGGGCCAGGAAGGAGAGUGGGCAGCAGGAAGAGGCUGGCGAGGGGAAGAAGAGCGAGAAGGAGAAGAAGGCGAAAAAGGCGAAACAUAAGGAAACUCAGACCGAACCGGUGGAAGAGUCAAACGAUAUUCCAGUCGACCUUUCUCUCGAAGACCCUGCCCCCGCCCUUACGCUCGCCCAAGCUAUCGACAACUCUGCUCGUCAUGCAGAAGAGGAGAAGAGGAAGAGAAAGCAGGAGAAGAAGGAGAAGAAGCGGCAAGCGAAGGGAAAGGAGAGAGCUGUCUCGCCGGCGGUGUCAGACCAAGAGCCAGAGCCUGAAGUUCAACAUGCUUCCACUAGCCUUCGCACCCCCGCCUCUCGCUCCACCGCACCAACGCAAUACGGCACGGGCAAGAACAAGAAACGUCCCCUCUCCAUCGCGCCUUCCUCCCCUGCCCCCGCUGCAGACCGCUCGACCUCUGCCUCCCCGGCUAUACCAGCCGCCACGCAGAUGGUGUCUAUCGACGCUUCCAUGGUCGAAGCUGCCCUUGCCUCUGCUUCCAGUGCUGAUGCAGCUGUGGAACCGCCAGCUAAGCGCGCAAAGACUACCAAGGGCAAAGCGAAGGACAAGGAGAAGAAGAAGGAUGUCGAGCCGAAGGAGAGUGAUGCGCAGUUGAGAGAGAGGUUGAAGGGGGAAGGAGCGCUGGAUCAGUGGUUGGCGACUGCCAAUAUCGGAAAGACCGAGUUGGGAAGGUUGGAGAAGGCGGGUGUCAUCUCAUACACCAAAGGCAAGUUUACCGAGACUGAAAAGAUUGCGAUCCGUAAAGCUCUCGAAAAAUAUGAGAAGGUUCACCGGAUGUCGCAAGAAGAAAUCGUCGAAAUGGUCAUGCUCAAGGUCCAAGAUGCCCCGGACAAAGAAGCCGUCCGUGAAUUCUGGCGAGAUAUCGCAUCUGUCCUUCCCGGUCGCCCCAUUCUCAACAUCCAACCCUUCGUCCGCCGCCUCAUCAACCCUUACGCCCACAAAGGCCGCUGGACCCCCGCAGAAGACGCCCUCCUCUCCCGCGCUUACGCCCAGCACCCACGCGAAUGGAAGAAGAUCUCUGCCCUCGUCGAGCGUACAGAGCAAGACUGCAGAGACCGAUACCUCAAGGAACUCGAAGGUGGCGAGGGGAGAGUCAGUGGGCGUUGGACAGAAGAAGAGGUGGAGAGACUGGAGAAAGCGGUGAGAAAGGUUGUACAGGGCUUGAAGAGCAUGAAGGCCGAGCUUGCUGGAGCGCCGAUCCAAGAGGAGGAGGAAGAAGAGUUGGUGGAUUUGAUGGAGGAUGUGGACAUUCCGUGGGAUCUUGUGGCAAAGGAGAUGGGGACGCGCAGUAUAACGCAGUGCCGUAUCAAAUGGCGAGACUCGUGCUCGCACUUGGCUUCGAGCAAGGGCGGGCUGGAGAAGGGUGAUGCGGAUGUAAGAACGUUGGCGGUGAUCAAGAGGUUGCGCGAACUCGACUAUCCCUCUGAAAAGCACAUCGAAUGGUCCCAAGUCCAUGACGCCCCAUCCCUCCUACACCUUACCCAGAAAGACGUCCGAAACGCAUUCUCCAACCUCAAGCACAGGCUCGUCAAGGCCAACAAGGAAGGAGGUAAUUUUGCAGAGACCCUGGCGAUAAUGCAGACAAUAGUAGAGAAGAAGGUGCAGAGGAAACAAAGGUCGGGGGCGUUGAAAGAGUUCAGGAGUGACUCGGUCAUUGGCGAGUCGGGCGAUGAGGCGGUUUGA
Messenger RNA from Cryptococcus wingfieldii CBS 7118, 1917 nucleotides. RefSeq lists its product as hypothetical. Bases 1 to 1917 code for a protein of 638 amino acids. The record is from RefSeq and is a predicted model, not a curated record. Gene Ontology annotation, biological process: regulation of DNA-templated transcription. Gene Ontology annotation, molecular function: DNA-binding transcription factor activity; transcription cis-regulatory region binding. The transcript is spliced from 6 exons. Gene Ontology annotation, cellular component: nucleus. NCBI's taxonomy places the organism in Eukaryota, Fungi, Basidiomycota, Tremellomycetes, Tremellales, Cryptococcaceae.